Zea mays is the source of this 1472-nucleotide messenger RNA. Its product is annotated as putative nuclease HARBI1. Lineage: Eukaryota; Viridiplantae; Streptophyta; Magnoliopsida; Poales; Poaceae. The transcript is spliced from 3 exons. The coding region runs from base 198 to 1472 and encodes 424 amino acids. The record is from RefSeq and is a predicted model, not a curated record.
UGGCCUCCAGCAGAUCCGUACAUGUAGGGAGUAAUUCAAAUUUAAAUAUCGUUCUACUUGACUUUUUCUCUUUUUUCCUGCAGUACGGCGUCCAGGGAUCCUUCGCAUGCCAUUUUCUUUUCCCCUCCAGUACGGUGGCUAGGGCUCCUUCCUAUUGCCGCCGCCGUCGCAAUCGUACGUUCAUAUCAACAUUUGGUAUGAGUCAAAGCCGAUUACUUUCAUCGCGAGUUUUGGAUGAAUCAUCAUGGGACGUUGACGAUGAGGUCAUAAUUGCCGCGUCUCAAAUCGUACAAAGUGCCUCACAAAGAAAGCCGGGUGGGUCCGUACUAGGCCGUGUAUACAUAUAUCGGGAUAGAGAGGCUGGGCACACAAGACUGUAUCAAGAUUAUUUUGCAGAACAUCCCACGUAUGGUCCAAGUGUUUUUCGACGAAGGUUUAGGAUGCAUCGACCACUAUUUCUUCGUAUAGUGAAUGCUGUAGAACAACAUGAUGAUUACUUUCAGCUGAAGAGAAAUGCAUCUCACCAAAAAGGGCUAAGUUGUUUGCAAAAGGCAACUGCAGUCUUUCGUAUGCUAACUUAUGGAGUACCAGCGGAUGCUACGGAUGAGUACGUACGUAUUGGAGAGAGCACAACUCUUAAAAGUCUGAGAAGGUUUGUUAAAGCUGUUAUUGACGUUUUUGAAGAUGAGUAUUUGAGGACACCCAAUGAUACUGAUACAGCUCGGUUACUUGCACUUGGGGAAGAAAGAGGUUUUCCUGGUAUGCUCGGGUCACUUGACUGCAUGCAUUGGAGGUGGAAGAAUUGUCCGUCAGCUUACCAAGGACAAUACUCUGGUCAUUAUCAUACACCUACAAUAAUUUUAGAGGCGGUGGCUUCGCAUGAUCUAUGGAUUUGGCAUGCUUUUUUUGGUUUACCUGGUUCUCUUAAUGAUAUCAAUGUUCUUCACCGAUCUCCACUAUUCGCAAAGCUAUCAAAUGGAGAAGCUCCACAAGUGAACUACAACAUAAAUGGCCAUAACUAUUCAAUGGGAUACUAUCUUGCAGAUGUCAUAUAUCCAUCUUGGGCUACAUUGGUUAAGACCAUUCCAGAACCACGAGGCAAUAAGAAUAGAUACUUUGCUACAGCACAAGAAGCGGUACGGAAGGACGUGGAGCGAGCUUUUGGGGUUUUGCAAUCUCGUUUCGGUAUUGUUCGGGGACCAGCUCGACUAUGGGAUGAAGAAACAUUGAGCGACAUAAUGACAUCUUGUAUAAUCAUGCACAACAUGAUUGUUGAAGAUGAAGGAAUUGUAGAUCCAGAUGAAUGUUUUGAGAAUGGGGGAGACAAUGUUAAACCCUCACAUGAUCGUACUGCUGAUUUUGAAGAAUUUAUUGCGAACCAUAAGAAAAUUAGGAACCAAAAUACUCACCAUCAACUUCGAGAAGACCUAGUGGAGCACCUUUGGCAGCACCACGCAGAUCGAUAUAGUUAG